GCGCUUAUGGGUGAUGUAACUAAGCAGGUCUGUCUCUCCUCCUUCGAGUUACACACGCCUCCUCUCCCGCCAAUUGCUAGGCGCCAUCAGGGAGGAGCUUUGCUCAUUAGCCCAAACCAUCUUUUCACCGUCCUCCAAUCACAGCUGCGCGCCCUUGGGAACUACUUUACAGUAGCCAAACAGCGCAAGGAGAAGGGCGUGAGAAGACCAUUUGGUCUUGGGAAGUGUAGUUUAAUACUGGAAGGAAAUGUUUCGGAGAUUUCACUAACACCAGGCAGCGUAAACUACAGUUCCCAGAGGGAGUCGCGUUUGGCAUAGAACACUUUCUGCUUAGCACCUCUCGCUCUGCUCCAGUCGGUUCUGCAGUAGAGGUGACCUGACUCUUUGAGGCUGGUUGUGCAGGUGUUGAAAUUGUCCACGCAGUUCCCAAUCAUGGCUGAACCGAUCAGAGUCCUUGUGACUGGAGCAGCUGGUCAAAUUGCAUAUUCCCUGCUGUACAGUGUUGGAAAUGGUGCUAUCUUUGGUAAAGACCAGCCCCUGAUUCUCGUGCUAUUGGAUAUCACACCCAUGAUGGGUGUCCUGGAAGGUGUCUUAAUGGAACUGCAAGACUGUGCACUUCCCCUCCUGAAAGAUAUCAUUGCAACAGAUAAGGAAGAGGUUGCCUUCAAAGACCUGGAUGUGGCCAUUCUCGUGGGUUCCAUGCCAAGAAGGGAGGGCAUGGAGAGGAAAGACUUACUAAAAGCAAAUGUGAAAAUCUUCAAAUCCCAGGGUGCAGCCUUGGAUAAAUAUGCCAAGAAGUCAGUUAAGGUUAUUGUUGUGGGAAACCCAGCCAAUACUAACUGCCUGACUGCUGUGAAGUCGGCUCCAUCCAUCCCCAAGGAGAACUUCAGUUGCUUGACUCGUUUGGAUCAUAACCGAGCUAUGGCUCAGAUUGCUCUUAAGCUCAGUGUGACUGCUAACGACGUAAAGAAUGUCAUCAUUUGGGGAAACCAUUCUUCCACUCAGUAUCCAGAUGUCAACCAUGCCAAGGUGAAAUAUCAAGGAAAGGAAGUUGGUGUUUAUGAAGCUCUGAAAGAUGACAGCUGGCUCAAAGGAGAAUUCAUCUCGACCGUGCAGCAGCGUGGCGCUGCUGUCAUCAAGGCUCGGAAACUAUCCAGUGCAAUGUCUGCUGCGAAAGCCAUCGGUGACCACAUCAGAGACAUCUGGUUUGGAACCCCAGAGGGAGAGUUUGUGUCCAUGGGAGUAAUGUCUGAUGGUAACUCCUACGGUGUUCCUGAUGAUCUGCUCUACUCAUUCCCUGUUACAAUCAAGAAUAAGACCUGGAAGAUUGUUGAAGGUCUCCCUAUUAAUGAUUUCUCACGUGAGAAGAUGGAUAUUACUGCAAAGGAACUGACAGAAGAAAAAGAAAAUGCCUUUGAAUUUCUCAGCUCUCCCUGACUAGGCAGAAGUUCUGAUGUUCAUACAUGCACAAAAGCAGAAGAAUCUAAAUGUCGUCUUUGACUCUAGUACCAAAUAAUAAUAAUGCUAUACUCAAAUUACUUGUGAAAAAUGACACAUUUUAAGGAUUAUGUGCUUCUUGGUACAAAUUUGUGACAGUUUAUCAUCAUGGUAUUAGUGCUACAUUCUAAAUAAAAAUAUAUAUUCAAA
Molecule: messenger RNA, 1647 nt
Organism: Orycteropus afer afer
Lineage: Eukaryota; Metazoa; Chordata; Mammalia; Tubulidentata; Orycteropodidae
Gene: MDH1
Product: malate dehydrogenase 1
Biological process (GO): oxaloacetate metabolic process; tricarboxylic acid cycle; malate metabolic process
Cellular component (GO): cytosol; mitochondrion
Molecular function (GO): L-malate dehydrogenase (NAD+) activity
Source: RefSeq, a predicted model, not a curated record